Messenger RNA from Drosophila novamexicana, 2420 nucleotides. RefSeq names its product homeobox protein 5 (gene Dbx). Lineage: Eukaryota; Metazoa; Arthropoda; Insecta; Diptera; Drosophilidae. Gene Ontology annotation, molecular function: DNA-binding transcription factor activity, RNA polymerase II-specific; DNA binding. The coding region runs from base 1 to 2337 and encodes 778 amino acids. Gene Ontology annotation, biological process: regulation of transcription by RNA polymerase II. The transcript has 5 exons. The record is from RefSeq and is a predicted model, not a curated record.
AUGUCGACGGCGUUUCUCGUGGACAGCCUACUGCAUGCACAGCGCGCCCAGAGCUACAGUGAUAGCCAGCUAAAGUCGAGCCUCAGCGAGAUGCUCCUGAGCCGUGGCCAGAGCGAACCAGCGCCGGAGGAGUGCAAGUGCAACUGUGCCAAACGUGGCUAUAAAUGUGAUAAGUGCCGUGAGAUUCGCGAGAUUCGUGCGGAAAGUGUUGACAGCAUCGAGGAAAUGGAAAUGGACGACGAUGAGGACGAAGAGGACGAGGAUGAGAUUGUCGCUGACAUCGAUAGCGUUGAGGCGCCGCACCUGGACGAGGAGGAGCUGCUGGACGAUGAGCUGGAGCUGCAGCCACAACGUGAGGCAAUCAAAUUGCCCAAAGUGGAGCCCAAGGAGGCCAACAACAGCUCCAACAGUGGCACCACCACCAUCCUCAAGGAUAACAACAGCAAGCCCAUACUCAAGUUCAGCGUAUCCGCCAUCCUGGGCGAUACACGCGAAGGAGUGCGCGUCAGAAACGAGUUUAUGCAACCGCAGCAUAUAUGGCCUUAUCUACAGCAAAACUUUAUGCAACAUCACACACAUCAAUAUCACCAGCAUCAUCAUCACGCGCAGCAGCAGCAGCAGCAACAACAGCAGCAACAGUCGCUGGCGCCAACGCAUCAUCACCAUCAGCAGCACCAUCAGCAACACCAUCAGGCAUUGGUGGGGCAGGCGCCACUGGCCUUGUCACACCCGCUGCAUCAUCAUGCCCAUGCCCACUUUCCGCAUCCCGCAUUUCUAACGCAUCAGCAGCAGCAGCAGCAACAGCAGCAACAUCACCACGGCAAUAGUUGUCAACCGCAAACCACAGCAACGACGGCCGCAUCCUCGUCGUCACCUGGCAGCACAAUUAGUGAUAGCGACAACAAUCACAGCAACAGCAACAGCAAUUCCAAUAACAACAUUGUCCUGGAUGGUGGUCGACCGCAUGAAAUCGGCACUGCGAACAGCAACGACACCAACGAGGACAACAGCAAUCGAAGAUUAACGCAAGAAAAGCUGCAGCAACAGCAGCAGCAACAACAACAGCAACAGCAGCAACAACUGUUGAGUGGACAAGCAACAGGAGGAGCACCAACGGCACAUCCGACACCACCGCCAGCGCCCAUGCAUCCGGUGAUUGCCAAGCCCAUGCCCAGCAGGCCGACCCCCUUUCUGCCCCACACACUUAACCAUCCGCAUUUGCAUUCGCUGCUGGCGCACUGCCGGAAUCCCUACAUGAGUGUUGGUGCCCAAGUGUUUCCCCUGCCGCCGGGUCAGGGCUUCCCCUGGGCGCAUUCGACACGUGGCAAGCCACGCAGAGGCAUGAUGCGGCGUGCCGUCUUCUCAGAUUCACAGCGCAAGGGUCUGGAGAAGCGCUUCCAGCAGCAGAAAUAUAUCAGCAAGCCAGAUCGCAAGAAACUGGCCGAGAGAUUGGGCCUAAAAGACUCUCAGGUAAAAAUUUGGUUUCAAAAUCGCCGCAUGAAAUGGCGUAACUCGAAGGAGCGCGAGCUGCUGGCCAAUGGCGGCUCACGCGACCAGACGCUGCCCAACAAGAACAAUCCCAAUCCGGAUUUGUCCGAUGCCAAAUGCGAUCGCCCGCUCACGCCGCUGUCGCCGUCGCUGCUCUCGCCCAGCGGCAGCGCCACGCCACCGCCGACGGCGGCCACAGCUGCUGCCAAGGAUGAGCCUGGCGCAGCAGCAGCCGCAGCAGCAGCGGCAGCGGCAGCGGCCGCUGUCACACCCAAAUCACCGCAAUCUGCCAGCAGCAGCUCACCAGUGGAGGGUGCACCGACGCCGACGUCCAUCAACCACCCAACGGGCGGCGGCAACGGUUUCGGCAUGCAAAUCAGCUCGCCGCCGCCGCUGCUCACCAGCAUCAAGAUGGGCGAUCAAUCGGGCACGCCCACACCAACGCCGACGGUCUCCUCGGCCGCGUCUUCGCCGCCAGGCAUUGGCAGCGCCGCUGAGUUUCAGGCGAAGAUCAAUGCGGAGAUGCAAAAGCAGCUGGUGGCAGCCGAUCUCAAGUUUAAGCUGGAGAGCAGCAUCCAGGAGGCCAAGCAGCGGCGCUUCGAGCAGCUGCAGCAGCUGCAUCACUCGCCCCACUUCACGGCCAUGCGCGAGGUGGAGCUGGCCGCCGCGGCAGCUGCUGCGCAACUGCAUCAUCAUCACCAGCAGCAGCAGCAACAGCAGCAGCAAGUGACGCCCAGUGGCACGCCCACAUCCGCCGCCCACUUCCAGGGUGCGGAGUUCAUGAAGCUGUACUAUGAGGACUACGACGACUCGAACUCGGACAGUGAUGAGGAAAUAAGCGUAACGUGAUCGCCAGGACAUGCUGCAAGGGAAAAGGAUAUUGUAAAUAUAUGUUUAGCAUUUUUAAUUGUACAUUUUGCGUAACUAUCAUU